UAUCCCUUGGUUAAGACGUGCGACAAGUGAGACUGCUGCAGGCUGUACGAGCUGACCUCCGCAGCGACCGGAGAAGCGUCUGUAGGGCUCGAGCACGGCAGCGUGGCCGAUCUCUGGCGUACCAACGAUGCGCUCCAGCUUUCAGGGUUGUGCUGGCUACGGUCGCCUACCUGCAGUUCUCCAUGAGUGAACGGUCUGUCAGCACGGUUCGCAGCUGGGCAUCGACACUUUCGCACCCACACCGACUGUGCUGUCUGAACAAAGUUAGCUCCUGUUGCGGAAGCGCUGUAACCGCAAACAAGAGGUGGCUGCACGCUCCCAACUGCUUCUGGUAUCAACGCCGCACACCGUCGCUGAUGGAGAGCUGCACAUCGCAAUCGUCCGCGAUGGGCGAGAUGCACCACAUGGCCAGAUAUUGCGGCAAUUCUCACGAUCACGAUCGCAAAUCAUCCCGUCUUCGAUGCGCGCCGAGGUGCGAGGAUUGAUGGAUGGCGCGCCCGCUGCGAAUGAAUGUCACAGAUGAAAGCCACAGCAGGACUUGCAAGAUCCGCAAGGUGAACUACUUUCUGCCACGGCCAGCUCAUUGGCGCCGUGCCCGUCCGUCAAGACACGGUCAGCGUCAAAGGUGGGCUGCGUUGAUCACACUGGCAGCAGUGAAGCUCCUGCCGAAGCAAGACGGCGUAGGCAGCCCGAGUAUUGGUUGGUGGUGGAGGCGGGGUGGGGUGUGCAGGUGUGCCAUGCCAUCCCACAGCGUUUCUUUUCAGACUUCGUGUGCAGUAGCGUGCAGCAGACGGGCAGACGCUCGUUCUUCGCCGGGGAGCGGAGCGUUUGCAGCGUGCAGACGCAGGACGGGCUGUUGGGCUGAGCAUGGCGGCUGUCAAGGCAGCAUCGCUCGUAGACACAUGCACAUCCCCUCGACUCGAGAAGUGUCCCAGGAAACGAGCCCACGCGCCCACGCGAAAAGGAGGCCGGCGCGCAAUGUACGCACGACGACGGGCGCCUGCGACGGCGAACGGCUGCCGGGCGAGAUAGGAAUCGCUAGCCAAGCGUGCUGCGCGCUUGAGAUGCAUGUCCCGCAGUGGAUGGAGGCUGCGCCAGGCUCCUUCUCGGACGUCAUCUGCAGAGUGGCCGCCUGUCCGGCAGUGCUCUGGCAAACGGCCACAGUUGCAACCGGGCAGCGGAGAGGGCCACGGCGGAGCGUCCGAGGCAAGGCUGGCGGACCCUGGACUUUGUUGCGCGGAGACGGUGGUGAGAGAGCGGGAAGCAAGCCUAAUUGCGUGCAUUCUACGUGGGCCCGUGAGCUAAGCCGAAAUUUAAGAGCGAGCUGCGAUAUUUAGUUCGCGGACCCCCUGGGACGGAGGAAAUUGAGGCUUUCACACGCGGCGUUCUCCACACCUCCCUUACCCUCGAGUCCUGCACUCUCUCGCCGCUUUCACUGUGGGUGAAUAGCUGGGCUGUCGCUCCUUCGUGCUUGUUGUACGCCGUGCGAGUUGGACCUUUCACUCUCCCCUGCCCUAGUAAGCCUCCCACCCGACGGCUUGCGGCGCGACCCAGACUCUGGGGAAAAUCUCUGCGACCCUGAUCCCGCUUCCGCACA
Paraphaeosphaeria sporulosa is the source of this 1597-nucleotide messenger RNA. RefSeq lists its product as uncharacterized. Lineage: Eukaryota; Fungi; Ascomycota; Dothideomycetes; Pleosporales; Didymosphaeriaceae. The record is from RefSeq and is a predicted model, not a curated record. The transcript has a single exon. The coding region runs from base 489 to 1337 and encodes 282 amino acids.